This is a messenger RNA of Maudiozyma saulgeensis, 576 nucleotides long. The record is from the annotation of a GenBank genome assembly. Lineage: Eukaryota; Fungi; Ascomycota; Saccharomycetes; Saccharomycetales; Saccharomycetaceae.
AUGCCUCAAUAUUUUGCAAUCAUUGGCCAUAAGGACAAUCCCAUAUAUGAAGCAGAAUUCUCUAUUCAACAAGGAAACCAAAAGAACCUUGGAUUCUCUCAAGAAUUGAAAGAAAUGAAUCCAUUCAUAUUACAUGCCUCUCUUGAUAUUAUUGAAGAUCUACAAUGGCAGGUAGUACCAUCUAAUUCCCAGUAUACGAAUGAUAAUACCAGUGGAAGUGGGAGUAAUUUCAGUAUAUCGAGUACAGGAGGUUUUUUAAGAUCCAAAAAUGUCAACAAUACAGAUAAUUGCUACCUAGGUAAAGUUGAUCAUUUUUAUGGAUUGGCUAUUACAGCUUAUAUAUCGUAUGGUGGUAUGAAAUUUGUCAUGGUUCAUGGAACCUCCAGCAGUAGUGGUUCUAAUACUUCCACUAGCGUUGUUAUAGAUGAUGCUGCAUGUAGAUCUUUCUACCAAGAAAUCCAUGAACUAUACAUUAAGUCCUUAAUGAACCCAUUUUAUAAAGCAGGUGAUCCAAUUUCAAGUCCGGUAUUUGAUUCCAGAGUACGAUCAUUAGCACGUAAAUAUCUAAAUAAGUAA